Erythranthe guttata (spotted monkey flower) is the source of this 1542-nucleotide messenger RNA. The record is from RefSeq and is a predicted model, not a curated record. Lineage: Eukaryota; Viridiplantae; Streptophyta; Magnoliopsida; Lamiales; Phrymaceae.
CCUAGUCCCGACUGUAUUAAUUUAUAGAGGUUUUAAUUGUAUUAUGCACAUGUUGUUGUUGUUGUUGUCUUGAUUCGAUACGAUGAAGUUCUUUAAUUGUAUAAUUUUUCGUGUUUUAAGAGUUUCAUCCUAAUGCUUGGAGUAUGAUUUUGCAGAUUCGAAAAGGAAGGACCAUAAAAUAUUAAUAGUGAGUUUGACUUUGUCGCUGGGAAUGAUUCUCCUCUGCACGAGCUUCGCAGUGUGCAUAUACACGAGAAAGAAAAUAUAUGCGAAGCUGAGGAAAACCGGACGGAACGAAGACCUGGAGCUUCCGUUGUUCGACUUAUCGACUAUAUCAAAAGCUACCGAAAGUUUUUCACCAAACAAUAAGCUCGGAGAGGGUGGUUUCGGACCUGUCUACAAGGGUACAUUGGGAAGUGGGCAAGAAAUUGCAGUGAAAAGGUUAUCGAAAACAUCGUUGCAAGGAAUCAAAGAGUUCAAGAAUGAAGUUAUCUUUAUCGCUAAACUUCAGCACCGAAAUCUCGUGAAGCUUUUAGGAUGCUGUGUUGAAGGAGAGGAAACCAUGUUGGUUUACGAGUACAUGCCGAAUAAAAGCCUCGACUUGAUCUUAUUCGAUCCUUUCAUGAGUAAGCUACUCGAUUGGCCCAAACGGUUUCAAGUCAUAUGUGGUAUUGCAAGGGGGCUCGUUUAUCUUCAUCAAGAUUCUCGACUUCGAAUUAUCCACAGAGACCUCAAAGCUAGCAAUAUAUUACUAGAUACGGAUAUGAACCCAAAAAUAUCAGACUUUGGUUUGGCUCGAAGCUUCGGAGUGAAUGAGAUUGAAGCUAACACUAGCAGAGUUGUCGGGACUUACGGCUAUAUGUCACCGGAAUACGCAUUCGAUGGUUUGUUCUCGGUAAAAUCAGAUGUAUAUAGCUUCGGUGUGAUAGUGCUGGAAAUUAUGAGCGGCAAAAGAAAUCGAGGAUAUUCCUACAUGGAUCAACGAAACCUUCUUGGACAUGCAUGGGUACUGUACAAAGAAGGAAAAUCAUUGGAACUACUCGAUAACAACAUAAUCGAGUCGAGUUACGUGUCCGAGAUGCUGAGAUCACUCCACAUCGGACUUUUGUGUGUGCAAAAUAAUCCGGAAGAUAGGCCAAACAUGUCUUCGAUUGUGUACAUGCUGGAAAACGAAGCUGAGUUGACUCAGCAGCCGAAGCAGCCCGGUUUCUUCGUUGAAAGAGAUGUUUUGCCCUCCGAUACUUCUUCGACUAGCGCGUACGCAAGUUCGGCAAAUGAAAUCACCACUACACUGCCACAGGGUAGGUGAAUGAAGCCUGAUGAAAAUCUAUACAUGUAUUUAAUUCUUGAUCAUAAAUUUAAUUUAGUUAGUUGAAAUACAUGUAAAGAUCACAAGCGAUCGAUAUAUUGCGGAUUAGCAUUUUGAUUUUCGAUAAUUGUAAAGUUAAGUACAUAUGAUUAAUCUGUUGUAACAGACAUAUGUUGGCGAUUUGAGAAGUUCUGCAGUUUUGGUUUUUAAUAAAAUAAUUUUCUUUAUAAAAA